GACAGGGACGCGCGUGCGGGCCGCAAAGCCGGGCCGGGCCGCCUCCGACGCCACGCGAGUUCCGCAGCCGCCGCGCCCGGGCCAUGGGCCGGGGGCACUGAGGGCCGCCGGGGUCGAGCGCGGAGGUGAGAGCGAGCCGGCUGCCGGGCCCUAGCGCCGCGCCAACAUGCCCCGCGGCUUCCUGGUGAAACGCAGCAAGAAGUCCACGCCCGUGUCCUACCGGGUCCGCGGCGGCGAGGACGGCGACCACGCGCUGCUGCUCUCGCCCGGCUGCGGGGGCGCUCGCGCCGAGCCCCCAGCACCGAGCCCCGGGCCGGGGUCACUGCCGCCGCCGCCGUCCGCCGAGCGCGCCCAUGCGGCGCUCGCCGCCGCGCUCGCCUGCGCGCCGGGCCCGCCGCCGCCACCACCGCCGGGCCCGCGGGCCGCACACUUCGGCAACCCCGAGGCCGCGCACCCGGCACCGCUCUACAGCCCCACGCGGCCCGUGAGCCGCGAGCACGAGAAGCACAAGUACUUCGAGCGCAGCUUCAACCUCGGCUCGCCGGUGUCCGCCGAGUCCUUCCCCACGCCCGCCGCGCUGCUAGGAGCAGGAGGCGGAGGCGGCGGUGGCGGCGCGAACGGCGCUGGCGGCGGUGGCACCUGCGGCGGCGACGCGCUGCUGUUCGCGCCCGCCGAGCUCAAGAUGGGCACGGCGUUCUCGGCCGGCGCCGAGGCGGCUCGCGGCCCGGGGCCCGGACCCCCGCUGCCCCCCGCCGCCGCCGCCGCCGCCCUGCGGCCCCCGGGCAAGCGGCCCGCGCCCCCUUCCUCUUCCUCCGCCGCCGCCGCCGCCGCCGCGGAACCCCCAGCCAAGGCAGCCAAGGCCUCCGGCGCCAAGAAGCCCAAGGCCAUCCGCAAGCUGCACUUCGAGGACGAGGUGACCACAUCGCCCGUGCUGGGGCUCAAGAUCAAGGAGGGCCCGGUGGAGGCGCCGCGCGGCCGCGCCGGGGGUGCUGCGCGGCCCCUGGGCGAGUUCAUCUGCCAACUGUGCAAGGAGGAGUAUGCCGACCCGUUCGCGCUGGCGCAGCACAAGUGCUCGCGCAUCGUGCGCGUGGAGUACCGCUGCCCGGAGUGCGCCAAGGUCUUCAGCUGCCCCGCCAACCUGGCCUCGCACCGCCGCUGGCACAAACCGCGGCCCGCGCCCGCAGCCGCCGCCGCCGCCCGCGCGCCAGAGCCCGAGGCUGCUGCUGCCAGGGCCGAGGCGCGGGAGACGCUGGGCGGCGGCGGCAGCGACCGGGACACGCCGAGCCCCGGCGGCGUCUCCGAAUCGGGCUCGGAGGACGGUCUCUACGAGUGCCACCACUGCGCCAAGAAGUUCCGCCGCCAGGCCUACCUGCGCAAGCACCUGCUGGCCCACCACCAGGCUCUGCAGGCCAAGGGCGCGCCGCCGGCACCCCCGGCCGAGGACCUACUAGCCCUGUACCCCGGGCCCGAAGAGAAGGCGCCCCAGGAGGCGGCCGGCGACGGCGAGGCGGCCGGCGUGCUGGGCCUGGGUGCGUCCGCCGAGUGCCACCUGUGCCCGGUGUGCGGGGAGACGUUCCCCAGCAAGGGCGCCCAGGAGCGCCAUCUGCGCCUGCUGCACGCCGCCCAGGUGUUCCCCUGUAAGUACUGCCCGGCCACCUUCUACAGCUCGCCGGGCCUCACGCGGCACAUCAACAAGUGCCACCCGUCCGAGAACAGACAGGUGAUCCUCCUGCAGGUGCCCGUGCGUCCGGCCUGCUAGAGCGCGCGCCCCGGUCCACACCCACCCCACCCCCCGGGUGCCCAGAACUGUGCCUUCGCUUGGAGACCCGCAAAAGAGAGCGGCGCCCCUGGCCCGCGGCUGCUCCGGGGGGGACAGGUGCCGUCUCCGCUCCUCUCGGUGUGGAGUGACAGUAAUCCGCAUCCUCUCGCUGGGACGCCUCCCCGACCCUCCUCUCGCGUGGUGCCUCCAGCCCUGGCUUCUGUCGCGGCGCAGCGGGAGUCGCGGUGUUUGCGUGCGCGGUGUGGGUGGGUGGGGGUCUCGGGGUCGGGGGGCGCGCUCCCCGGCGAGGGGGAGAAGCUGUUUUUUCUUGCUAGUGUUCUGUGUGUCCCUGGUCUAGACUUGCGGUUUGCUCUCCUGCCAAGCUCUGCUCUGCGUGUGUGUGUGUGUGUGUGUGUGCGUGUGUGUAGCCUACGGGUUGUUUUGGGGUGAAUCUGGAGGAAUCAAUGCCUUUAUAUUUCACAGGCUGUAAACCGAACUCCCCCACACAAUUUAGCUUUAUUAUGGCUUGUGAACUGCUGGAGUCUGGCUUUACCUUUUUGUAUGUGAACCAAUCAAAUCGCUUAAAAAAAGAAACGAGUUUUCUUUAGUAUAGCCACAAAUGCCUUGAACUGUUGUCUGUUUGGGAUUUUUUUUGGGGGGUGUGGGGGGAAGGGAAGGGACUUUCCUAAGAUGCUGUAGUAACUGCCUCAGUAUUUCAAGUGAGACUUUUUUUUGUGGGGGGGUGAUCAUCUGUGUUGGGGGUAGGACUUCUUUCUACGUAUCAUUCCCUCUACACGUAUAUGUUGAUUUACGAAGAAUUGUUAUUUAUUCUUUAUUUAUUUAUAUUAAUUAUGGAGAUUAUGAUAUUAUUUGAUUGCAAAUUUUUUUUUUUUUGGUGCGCUUUCCCUGGCCCCUGUCACUCUUGACAUUUCACUGUGCAUUUUACAAGACAGCUUUUUGCUAAAGGGAUCUGCGGGAAAAAAAGUUUUAACUUUUAUACCUAUCGGAGUGAAUUACAGACAACCUCCCAUUUUAUCCUGCUUGGAGGGUCUCCCUCGGCCCUAGUACGACCGACAGCUCUUACUUUUAAAUGCAAUCUCUUUUCUACAUACAUUAUUUUCUUAAUUGUUAGCUAUUUAUAGAAAGCUUCAAUAGAACUGUUUCAACUGUAUAACUAUUUACUAUUCAAAUAAAAUAUUUUCAAAGUCAA
This is a messenger RNA of Oryctolagus cuniculus (rabbit), 2969 nucleotides long. It is a transcript of the gene INSM1, whose product is annotated as INSM transcriptional repressor 1. The record is from RefSeq and is a predicted model, not a curated record. Gene Ontology annotation, biological process: negative regulation of transcription by RNA polymerase II; neuron differentiation; regulation of cell cycle process. NCBI's taxonomy places the organism in Eukaryota, Metazoa, Chordata, Mammalia, Lagomorpha, Leporidae. Gene Ontology annotation, cellular component: transcription repressor complex; nucleus. Gene Ontology annotation, molecular function: RNA polymerase II cis-regulatory region sequence-specific DNA binding; DNA-binding transcription repressor activity, RNA polymerase II-specific.